Messenger RNA from Paraphaeosphaeria sporulosa, 836 nucleotides. RefSeq lists its product as uncharacterized. The transcript is spliced from 3 exons. The record is from RefSeq and is a predicted model, not a curated record. Lineage: Eukaryota; Fungi; Ascomycota; Dothideomycetes; Pleosporales; Didymosphaeriaceae. The coding region runs from base 1 to 831 and encodes 276 amino acids.
AUGAAGCACACCCUCGCGCUCGCCCUCAUGGCGUUCUCUCUCGACGCCGCUACGGCGUCCCCCUUGAACGUUGAAGCCCGACAAGGCGCAGGUUCCGGCGCAGGCCCCUACGCUCCAGGCACCUACAAGACCGACUCCAGCCUCCAGUCGCACACAAUCUACUACCCCACUAAAACGCCCGCCAACAACGAGAAGCUGCCCGUCCUUAUCUGGGGCAACGGCGGCUGCUCCAACGUCGGUACCUCCAACUCCGCGCUGCUGCAGAACAUUGCGUCCUACGGGUUCCUCGCGGUCGCAGAGGGCGCGCCGAGUGGCGGGGGCACGUCCAACUCUGCGAGCAUGAAGGCGGCCGUGGACUGGGUCACGAAGACUGCCGGAACGGGCGCGUACGCGAAUGUGGAUGCGAGCAAGAUCAUGGCGGCGGGAUUCUCGUGCGGCGGCACCGAGGCGAUGGACAAUGUGUGGGAUAGCCGGGUGGACACGAUUGGCGUCAUCAGCUCGGGGCUGCUGUCGAACUACACGGCCGCGAGCCAGUGGCGCAAGCCGGUGCUGUUUGUGCUGGGUGGCAGCAGCGACAUCGCGUACCAAAAUGGUGAGCGCGACUUCAAGAAUCUCGCCGCGGGUGUGCCUUCGUGGAAGGGCAACAUCAACGUCGGCCACGGCGGCACACUGAACAAUGCGAACGGCGGCACCUUCGGGAAGGCGAUCCUCAACUGGCUGCUCUGGACCUUCAAGAACGACACCACUGCGGCGAGCUACUUCACGAGCGGGUACAAGGCGGACAACUGGCAGGUGGAGACGCAUGAUCUGGACCAGUUGAAACCGUUUUAGGUGCG